Messenger RNA from Bursaphelenchus xylophilus (pine wood nematode), 2899 nucleotides. The record is from the annotation of a GenBank genome assembly. Lineage: Eukaryota; Metazoa; Nematoda; Chromadorea; Rhabditida; Aphelenchoididae.
AUGGAUUCCUUGGAUUCGGAUUCGCUGAGUUUGAUCUUCUCCUUGUUCUCUUUCAAGGAGAGGGUCAGGCUGGAGAGAGUUUGCAGAAGGUGGAAAGAUGUGAUGCAUGUAAGUUAAAGAGCAAAACAGCGUUUUUCCGAUCUUCGUUUCAACAUUUUUAUCGACUACGCCAGAUCCGUUAUUCCAAAAAAUCCAAACCAAGUAAAUCCUUCCAGAAUCGCCGAGUCUACGUGGGAGAAUCAUCAUUCAAUAUCGGAGACUACCUGUACAACAACAAUCACGGCUAUUUCCAACAAGACAGUCUCUCAUUCGAGCCCACAACUCUCAGCAUCUUGAAACGGUGCGGGCCUUUUCUGAAGCAGCUCUCUUUUGGAUCUCGAUGGCUUAGAAUCACACCUACAGUUCUUCAAAGCGUUGCCGAGUAAGUCCAUCAAUCACAAUAACAUGUCAUCUAAUCAAUAAGCUAUACAAAUAAAAACAAUUCAGUCAUUGCGAACGCCUGACGGUUCUUGAUCUCAGUGCCUCAAUUCUAAGCUCAGAUUUAACGCCAGUUCUACAAAGAGUAGGACCUCAGCUCCGAGUCCUCUCAUUAGAAGACACCUCUUGGUCUAAUACGGAUAAUGCCAAAAAAGUAAGUAAUUACUUUGAAUUUUUUUACUAGUUUAGGCCGGAAAGAGCUUCAGGAUGAUGGAAAAACUAGAGGAAGUUUACCUUCGAAACUGCGGUAUCGAUAUGGUGGAUAUUUUGGACUUUCCGGGGCAGCUCAGGUAAGAGGUCGAAAAUUAAAUUAAAAGUAAUAAAAAUUUCGUUAGGGGUCUUUGACCUACGGGCCUUUGUACAGUGGGGGACCUGAUCCAGUGGCAAAGAAAGCAUCAUUUUGCAUCCGGGAAUUAUCAAAAAUGUGGCAAAAUGCUUCCCUCUCCAAGUGAAACACUCCGAUUUUAAAAGCGCGCCCGCUCUUUUUGUGAGCGAACCCUUCAAAACAAAGUUUUUUAACUUGGAGAGGGAAGCAUUUUGCUACAUUUUUGAUGCUUCCCGGAUGCAAAAUGGUACGUUUUUUGCCACUGGAUCGGGUCCUUCCCUGUAGUAUUUAACAUUCCACGUUACUAAAUUAUCCGAAAAACUGAUGCCAACCGCAAUCCUCAUUUCAGAAAGACCGACCUCAGUUCCAAUUGGCAAUUAACUGCCGAGAUUCUAGUUUCCUUCCUGAUCAAUCAAAGAGAGCUUAUUAGCCUAGCGUUAUGUCCGUUUCCAGGCGGGCAAUUCCCGAAAUAUUCGGACGAGGAUCCGUCAGACGGAAUCGAGGCAGUAAUCGAAUGUCUCUCGGGUAAGUGUAAAUCUAAUCAAGGCAAAACACGUGUAAAAAACAAAACGAGGCCCGCAUUCCAUUUCAGGCAUAACCACACUGCAGGAACUGAGCCUCGGGCAAAUUUCGUACGAGCCGCGGACCCUUUCGUUGGCUCCGUUGGGACGGCUGACAAAUUUAAAGAUACUCGAGUUCAGGGUAAGUUGUGAGCGCUGUAUUACCCGCGGCCACCUGACUUUUUUGGGGGUUGUUAUGACAACCAGACGUGUAAUUGCAUGUGUUGAGGUGGCCUACCACAUUACAAUACAACCUGUGCGAGUAAUUUGGGUCGAAACCCGGGUGUGAAAACAACAACAAAUUUCGGACGUCAUGUUUGUCAUGUUCUGAGUACUUUUUAGUAAACUAAACGGGUCGCAAACCUCUAAACGACAUUAUGUUUGCAAAAACAAAUACGUACAAGGCAGUGGCCAACCUAAUUACCACAUUUUACGCAAUGUUGCUGACAUAACAAAGCCAUACUCUUUCCAGAAGACAAAAAAGUCGAAAAAGAGAUCAAAGUAACACCGAAAUGAACCGCAAAAAGUACAAAAGACCGUUGAUUUUUGAAGAACGCCCUUACUAGGCCUCCGGAAAGCCGGGAGACAUGCAAUGUGAAAAACAAAAGUUCACUUUUCACUGUGCAAAUGGCUUUCUAAGGCUGUUACUCGCCCUGACUACUCUUGGACAGCGCGUGUCGCCAAAAUCACCCCAGUUACUUUGCGAACGGACCAUUCGAGAUCUCUUCGAUCUCUUUUAGACAUCCCUUUGGAGACUAGGAAACUCUUUGCAUAACAAAUCUUCCUCAAAACAGAAUGAAACACAAACUUUCAGCAAGUAAUGAGCCUGACCGGAGAAACAAUAACUGAGAUUCUUCAAGGAGCAACGAAACUUCAACAACUCACUGUGGUGCACUGUCAAAAAGUUGACGACUACCGAGGACUCUAUAUUCUAAAGGAUCUUGAGACCUUACAAGUCGAACGAACCCCUCAAAUCUGCGAUCAAGAUGUUCUUGACGUGGCAGUUCAUGGGAAACUCAAAGCUGUCGCCCUCAGGCGUUGCUAUAACAUUGAAGACGACGCUGUUGUUGGAUUAGCAACUAAUUGCAAUUUAGAGGAGGUAAGUAAUAAAACCUUUGUUAAAAUAAUGUAUACACAUCCAACAUUAAACAAGCCUCUUAUAUUAUAACAUUGUAUUAGACUAUCAGAGCAAUAUUUUCGUUUUCAGCUCGAUCUGACCGAUUCCGAUGGAGUAACGGACCUAAUCUUCGACGUUCUCGAGCCUAUUCACACUCUUCGCUCGUUAUUUCUCGGUGGAUGUAAAAAACUGACCGAGCAUGGAAUUCGCCGACUAAUCAAAGGUUCACUAAUCGAACGAUUGGAGCAACUCGACCUCUCUCGGAACAAAAACUUCACCAAUUAUACAUUACAAAUCCUUCAUGAGGCCAUUCGACAAAUCCCGAGGAAGCGGCCGUUGCAAGUUUUUGGGUUUCAAACUCAAAUCGAGGAGAGAUUGGCCCAAAUCGUAUGUCCAGAAAUCGAGUUGAUUAUAACUUGA